Messenger RNA from Antechinus flavipes (yellow-footed antechinus), 3609 nucleotides. It is a transcript of the gene RAP2B, whose product is annotated as RAP2B, member of RAS oncogene family. Gene Ontology annotation, molecular function: GDP binding; GTP binding; GTPase activity. The coding region runs from base 1472 to 2023 and encodes 183 amino acids. NCBI's taxonomy places the organism in Eukaryota, Metazoa, Chordata, Mammalia, Dasyuromorphia, Dasyuridae. Gene Ontology annotation, cellular component: plasma membrane. The record is from RefSeq and is a predicted model, not a curated record. Gene Ontology annotation, biological process: negative regulation of cell migration; Rap protein signal transduction. The transcript has a single exon.
UGCAAACGCUAGUUACAGAUAACGCUUAGGAAAGCAAUCAACAAGUAUAUAGGAAGUGACUCCUAGGUGCUAGUUGGGGCUACAAGGUAGUCAGAAAAAUGAAACAAGUCACCGGCUAGGGGGAAGUUACGGUGUACGUUCCCCAAAGUCGUUACAAAAUAACUACCUGCGGAGAACAGAAUGAUUUUUGAGAGGGGGCACGGUAGUGGCCGGGACAGCAAGAUUGACGCAGGGGACGUGGAGUGCCUUCAGUAAGACACUCCGCGUCUGCACUGUGCUAGGGGAGCCCAAGCGGUAGAAUGGCAAUGCGCCCAGUUCGAAGCCGGCCCCACACUCGGCCUCCUCCCCAAGGUAGUCUCCAGGACUCACAAAGUAAGGAUUUGCCCGCGAGGGCAUCCCCGCACACACAGAUUGGGAAGAAGCUACCCCGGAGCCCGCUUCUCCCCUCCCCCCACUAAAACUGCCCUCCUGCGCGUUUCCGGAUCAUUUGUCAGUCAUCCCUCUAUCUGCGUGCCCCGGUGUUAAGUGGGCGUCCGGACGCAGGAACUGCUUCGUGCCCUCUUCCUAGGAGGGCAGAAGCAAAAUAGUCCCUGCCCUGAAAAUGCUUUUCCUCAGGCCCGCGCUCAACUCGGGCACUCUCUCCGCCCCCAUUCCAGCCUGGGGAGACCCAGUCCCAGCCCAGAGCCCGCUGCUCUCUUAGCUCCGCCCCUGCCCCGGCCCUCUAGGAAAACCCGGAAAAGCGGACUCUUCUCCCCACCCCGCCCGGCAGCCUCGCCACGACUCAGCGCCCCCUCACUGGGCAUGCUCACUAAGGCAGGGCAGGUUUGGGGCUGUAAGUAGGAAGCUGGAGCACUCCCGGGGCUGCUGGGGAGGGAGGUACGGACCGUGGGGCUGCUGGAGGAAGGAGGCAGGCACCACGGGGACUCAUGCACCACGCGCUCGGGGCUGGGGCGCAAUUAGCAGCCGCCUCCGCAGCCUGCACCCGUCCCUGCCUCUGCUGCCACCGCCGCCAGUGCCAGAGUCUCUGCCACCCCUCCUCCCAGCGCUGCUGCCGCGGGUGAAGAGCAGCCCCAGCCGCCGUCGCAGCCGCCCCGGCCCCGGCCCCGGCCCCAGCCGCAGUCCGUGCCCGGCCGAUCACUCGCUCGCCAGCCCGGGCAUUGUCCCCGCGUCUGCCGCCGCCGCCGCCUGAAUGCCGGGCACGGAGCCCGAGUGAAACCUCGCCGGGGUGGGUGACCGCCCCCCCACCCGCACCCACCCCCAGCUCUUUGGGGGUUCUCUGCCUUCUCCCUUCCCAUUCCCUCCUCCCCUGCCGGGCACUUAGGAGAGGGCAGCGGUCAGGAGCCGGGCUAAGCUUUGCGCCCGCCCCAGCCGGCCCCACUCCUUCCCCUCUGCCCCCACGCCCCCCGGGGGGCCCAGGCCGGAGGGAGGCCGAGAGCGGGCGAGACUCUCGGCGAGGGGGGGCUGAGAAGCCAUGCGAGAGUACAAAGUGGUGGUGCUGGGCUCGGGCGGAGUGGGCAAGUCGGCCCUCACCGUGCAGUUCGUGACGGGCUCCUUCAUCGAGAAGUACGACCCCACCAUCGAGGACUUCUACCGCAAGGAGAUCGAGGUGGACUCGUCGCCGUCCGUGCUGGAGAUCCUGGACACUGCCGGUACCGAGCAGUUCGCGUCCAUGCGGGACCUGUACAUCAAGAACGGCCAGGGCUUCAUCCUAGUCUACAGCCUGGUCAACCAGCAGAGCUUCCAGGACAUCAAGCCCAUGCGCGACCAGAUCAUCCGCGUUAAGAGGUACGAGCGGGUGCCCAUGAUCCUGGUGGGCAACAAGGUGGACCUGGAGGGCGAGCGCGAGGUCUCCUUCGGGGAGGGCAAGGCCCUGGCGGAGGAGUGGAGCUGCCCCUUCCUCGAGACAUCGGCCAAAAAUAAAGCCUCGGUGGACGAGUUAUUCGCUGAGAUUGUCCGCCAGAUGAACUAUGCGGCUCAGCCCAACGGGGACGACCAGUGCUGCUCCUCCUGCGUGAUUCUCUGAAAGCCGGGGGGCGGGGGGGCCGCUUCCGUCGGCCCUGUGCUUUGGGUGGAAUUUUUAUGGGUUUCUUUCUUUUUCUUUCUCUCUCUCUUUUUUUUUUAAAAGAAAAACGCGAAAGCAAAACACAAUACUUCUUUCUCAAUGUGAUUUUUUUUUUAAUUAUUAUUUUAAGAUUGGAAACAACUUUGCAUCGUCCAAGGUGUGUUCCAGGUGGGGGCUCGAGGCUAUUUCAGCAGCAGCUGCCGGGCCCCAGCGCUCAUUGUCUUGGGGGUGGGGGGAGUUGGGUUGUAUUUAACAUCUGAAACCUGGGUGGAAAUGUGGCGCUUUCCAAGCAUGUGCAUUCCUCUCGUGGAUUUCUUUGAUAGUUGCCCGUUUCCCCACUUAAAGCAGCCGUUAGCUGUAUUGGCUACUUGACACCAGGCAAAAGGGAAAAAAAAAAAAAAAAAAAAAAGUUUCAAUCUGGAGGGAACGGAUGGGAGAGAAAAAGGCUUGUCGACGACCACUUUCCAAUUCGAAGAUUUAAGUACCUGGACCGGGGAAGGAAGUGCAGGAAAAGCCUGGGAAGAAAUGAAAGCAGAGGAAGAGACCCCGUUUCCAGGCAUGUGUGUGUGUGUACAGCAAGUGGUGGGUUUACUGCCUUCCCUGGCAGCCUGGAAGUGCAACCCUGGGACUGAUUAGGAUUCUGAGGAUUUCUAUGCAAAGUUGGAUUAUUGUUACAGUGUAUCCAAUCUGAAGUAUUGCACAACUGAACUGGGACUGUUUACACUGAUGCCAAUACAGUGUGGAGUGCCAGAAAGUGUCUGCUGAUAUUUGUGGAAAAAAAAAAAUCUAUUUUGUUUACCUACUGUAUCAAAUGGGAGUCUGGGGGAGAGCGGUAGUGUUUCCUUUUUUUUUUUUUUUUUUUUUUUUUAUCAGCUGUGAAAAAUUACAAAUCUGCACAUUUGUUUAUUUUUUUUGUUUUGUUUUGUUUUUAUUUUUGGUGGGGUGCUUUGUUCAUUUUGUUUUGUUUGGGUUUAGGGUUUCCUUUUGGUUGGCAAUAACUGAUUUUGAUGACCAGAUCUUUAAAGUACAGUACAAAGACUUCCUCAAAUGUGAUUCAGGGGCAACAGCGACCCUGUGUCUAGAGUGCCUUCAAAACUCAGCUGUUCCAGCCGUGCCAACCUGUGAAAGUUCCACAAAUCCCAUUAUUUGCUAUGACUCCCCAAAGUACUAAAGUACUUGACAGUUUCCUUUCAGUGACCAUACGGAACAAGCCAGGACGAAAUGGCCUGUUGUUCAUGGAAUAUAUUUUAAUUUUCUUUUGGAGUCUUUUUACAUGUAAUUGCCAUGUCUCUUGAAAGUAUUCCUGGCUUCCUUUAAUUUAAAUUUUCAGGUAUUUAGUGCCCUUUUUCCCUCCCCCUCCCUUUUUUUUUUUUUUUUUUUUGUUGUAGGAUAUUCUUCUGGCCAAAAGUAAAAUUUUAAUGUGAUGUACCAAGCAGAUUCUAACUAAUUGUAAUUUUAAUUCCAGACAUGCGUUUAAUUGUUGUCUAUUCAUUUAAAGACUUUUAAUACAAAUACCGUUUUUUUAAAAAAAAGAUUCAAAUCCCAAA